CCUGAACAGAGCACGAAGGCAGCAAUUUUGUAUAGGAUUGGCAGCAUGGAACUUAAUUAUGUUCGGAAAGAUCACUCAAGCUGUCAUUGACUGGCAUCAAAUAUUUAAAACCUCCACAUCAGACAAGUGUGCUCUGAAGUAGAAGUUGGCUAAACUUGCUUGCAAGUUGUGCCCCGAGAGCGUGUCUGCAGCUGGACCUCUAUCGUUUUUCCGCGAGCCUGCUGGUCGUGAUGUUGUCUUUGGUCCUCUUCCCAACGCAGCCCAAAGGCCGCAAAGUGGUGCAGCAGGAAGAAGAGAUGCAAGCACUCGUGCAGAGGCUGCGGGAAAUAAGAUAUUCCCGCAAGCGAGAGCUUCACAGGUUGAGAAGCGUGGAAGCAGACCUCUGCCACAGGUUGGACGAGCCUGUAUUUGUGUUCGGCAACGGGGGCUCUGUACCUUCGCAACAGGAGCUGCACGAGCUGCAGGAACAUCUGCAUGCUCUCGAACAGAAAAAGUUGAAAAAGCUGGAAAAUGCACGCCAUGAAGAGAUUGCUACCCUAAUGGAACAGCUUAACAUUUUCUAUGAUCGGCUUGAUGUGCCCGAAGAACAACAGCUCGGGCAUCCCACUAGCCUCACUACGGAAGUAGUUGACACGCUGAAACAGGAACUCGCAAGGUUAAAGGAUCUGAAGAGGCAGAGGCUGUAGGAUUUUGUGGGACGCACGCAUGAUGAGCUCCUUUUGUGGCGUCAAAAGUGUUACGUGCCACAGAUGCUUGAAGAGCCGGACGACCAGGCAGCCCGAAGGCCGCACAGUGGUGCAGCAGGAAGAAGAGAUGCAAGCACUCGUGCAGAGGCUGCGGGAAAUAAGAUAUUCCCGCAAGCGAGAGCUUCACAGGUUGAGAAGCGUGGAAGCAGACCUCUGCCACAGGUUGGACGAGCCUGUAUUUGUGUUCGGCAACGGGGGCUCUGUACCAUCGCAACAGGAGCUGCACGAGCUGCAGGAACAUCUGCAUGCUCUCGAACAGA
Dermacentor silvarum is the source of this 1006-nucleotide messenger RNA. Its product is annotated as protein regulator of cytokinesis 1. Bases 231 to 686 code for a protein of 151 amino acids. The transcript is spliced from 4 exons. The record is from RefSeq and is a predicted model, not a curated record. NCBI's taxonomy places the organism in Eukaryota, Metazoa, Arthropoda, Arachnida, Ixodida, Ixodidae.